Molecule: messenger RNA, 10218 nt
Organism: Falco peregrinus (peregrine falcon)
Lineage: Eukaryota; Metazoa; Chordata; Aves; Falconiformes; Falconidae
Gene: CDCA2
Product: cell division cycle associated 2
Exons: 30
Coding region: 226-3483 (1085 amino acids)
Biological process (GO): regulation of mitotic nuclear division; regulation of chromosome segregation
Cellular component (GO): nucleus; chromosome
Source: RefSeq, a predicted model, not a curated record
GGGGUGGGCGAGUGGGGGGGGGUGGGGGCGGAGCGCGGAGGUAUGCGCUGCGGUGCGGCGGCCCGGUUUGAAUGUGGGAGGCGGGUACCGUGCGGCGGCGGCGCUGGUCCGUGUAGGCUUCAGCUUAGUGUGGGCUUAAAAAGAAGUUGUGUGCCGUGUUUAACGACUUAAUUUGCAUUACGCAAAACAGGUAUCUGUGAUUACAAGAAAGCAAAGAUUGAAUGAAUGUUUCCUAAAUCACUAACAAUGCACAGACAAUCUAAGAAUGUAAAAGUUCCCCUGAAAGUUAGAAAAAAUGAGAGUACGUGUACUGCAGAGAAGGUAGAAGCCUCUUUCCCUGAUCUGUCCGAAGACCAGAAGGUUUGCACAGUGACUAAAUUAAAAGUUGUAAAGGCAUCCACAAAGGAGAAUUUAAGUGAUGGGGUCCAGGCGCAGUUGCAGAGAUACAUCCCGAAAUACACCAAAGGCCUUCUGAAGGAAUCGUACCACAGGGAGGAUGCUAGCUGCCAGAUUACUGAAUCCUUUUUUGAUACGCCAAAAGGGGAUAUGGUCGGUGACUCUACCUUGCCUGUGAACAGUGAGGAGAAGUUUUCAAGUACACCUGUUUCUUUGGAGGGUGAAUGCUACUUGACACCUAAUAGGGACAAAGCAGAAGAAAAACCUGAUUGUGGAAUAUCAGAGAAACCGAAGAAAAAAUCUGUUGAUUUUGCAACUGUAACAAUUGCUGAAUUUGGGAUUAGUCAAGAAAGUUUUACUGAACCAUCUAUAGGGAAAUCUUCAACUUUAAAAUUUCGGCGAAGAUCAUCAAUUGGAGUACGGGGGUCACCAGAAAAUAACAGUCUUAUUCAAUUCCUUGCCCAGCAGAGAAGCAACAGGCAAAAUGAAGCUUUUACACAGCAGGAUAGACAUGGAAACAUCAGGUCGUUGAAGGACAAGAUUGAUAGCUUCUCAACAUUUUUUAAAUCAAUAGAAGAGGCUGAAGUGGAUGGUGCUUCCCAGGAAGCAGGCUCUUCUCAGAUCAAAGUACCUUCUACAAAAGAGAGGAACGUGGAUCGCUGGAGUGGAAAGUUCACAUCAGACUGCAAUGGAGCUGAUCUGAAAGACAGUUUAAGACAAAAUUUGAUCCACAGCAGUAAGUCUGAUCUCAAGAUCUGCACCAUCUUGUCUUCGGGCCAAGGUGUGACUGUCACCGAACCUGCUGCUGCUGUUUCAAAGGAAUGGGUUUAUGAGCAACACAAUCCUACUGACUCUUUGGAGACUGUUCUGAUUAGGGGCACCUUAGAAACAGGCCACGAUUUCAGUUCUGACCACGUCACUAGAGACAGUAGUAGUAGUGUUAUAUCCGAUUUAAGAGGUAAGCAAGUUAAUUUUGCAGAACUGAGCUUGGAAAUACUUGAUGAAAGCAAGUCACCAGUCACACCACUUCGAACGGGAGAGAGUUCAUUAGGUGGCCAUGCACUGAGGGGCUCCCACCUGCAAUCUGUAUUGAAGAAAAUGCCAACGAAGCCAUUAAUGGAUAGCAUGAAGGAACACUCAAAUGAUGCAGUUGCCGGAGGAGGAGAGGAAGCCGAAAGACACAGCUCUGAAAAACCUUCAAAGAAAAGAAAAGUUACUUUUGGAGAAGUUCUAAGCCCAGAAAUAUUUGAUGAAACUUUGCCUGCAAAUACUCCAUUGCGCAAAGGAGCAAUGCCAGGCCAUCAUCCAAGAUUAAACAGUCAUAGCCUCGUUGUAGUGUCGAGUCUCAUUGAAGAACCAUUAACCCAGCCGAACUUUGACUGCGAUGAUGAAUGUGUUGAGCCUCUUCAAGAGUUGCUGGAGGGCUCUGUUGCUGCAGGAGACGUCUUACCUGUUGAAAAUGCAGAAGCAGAAACUGACAAAUCUGAUAUGAGAAAAACUUCUAGAAAAAGGAAGUGUGGCCCUAUUUCAAAGGGGACUGAUGUCAGCAUCUCAACGUCCAUAAAUACUAACAAUGCUAAAGAUACUAAAAAUCCAAGAAAGAAUAAGUUUCAAAGACAAAAGGAUAUAACCAUAUCUGCUGCCAAAAAGACACAAAAAAGAAAACAUACAAGCUAUGGGAAAAGAAGGAAGAAAAAGGUAGAAGAAAAACCUUUAUAUAUGGAAAGAGAGAUGGCUUCUAAGAAACCUCUUCUCAGCCCUAUCCCUGAAAUUCCAGAGGCUUGCUCUUUUGCCUCAUCUCCAAAAUCGCCAAAAGCAAAAGAAUUUUUUUCAGAAGCCGUAUUUUUAGAUAACGCCCAAUCUGGGAAGGCUUGCAAGGAUGUUCGACAGGAGCCAGUGGUUGAAGAAAUGAGAGGGAAAAACAUUUGUGCAGUUCAUACAAAUCCAAGCUUUAAGGACAUGGACACUGCAGAAGCCAGCAGCUCCCAUGAUACGGCAUUCCAGGUGUCGGGUGGUGAUCUGGAGUCUGCUUCUGCCACUGGUCAUAAGCUUUCAAACAUUGUGCCAGACGUGAAGUGUUCUUUUGAUACAUCUGACUGUUUCCAACAAGUUAAAGAGACUGCAUGUGUAGAAGAGGAAAAAGAAAGUAGUUCCUUGAUAGAAAAUGAGAAAUUACAAGGAAAUCUCCUAAAUAAGGCAGAACAGCUAACCGGGCUAGAAUUUCUGGAACAACAGGGCACUGGUGUACAUGAGGGUGCACAAGGAGCUCGGUGUCCACGAGAGGAUUCUGUAAGAGAUAAUCCACCAAGAGGAAGAAGUAGUAGUACCAUCAAUUUUCCUCCUGUUGAAAAAUUGGAAAUAACUGGAAAUGAUCUUCUAGUUUCUUCUUUCAAUGUGGAAGAAUUCUUAUCUGCUCCUCGGCUAGAAAACGACUCCUUAGAGCCUUCUAGAAGAAAGAACAGUAACAGUGCUGAAAAAAGAGUGAAGCGCAGCAUGAGAUUAUGUAAAGGGGCAGACACUGAAGGACUUGCAUGGAUUCAAGUACCCAGUGAGGUUCAAAAGAACCUGCUAGCUUCUGCUUCCGAUCUUCUAGUUUCUUCUUUCAAUGUGGAAGAAUUCUUAUGUGCUCCUCGGCUUGAAAACGACUCCUUGGAGCCUUCUAGAAGAAAGAACAAUAACAGUGCUGAAAAAAGAGUGAAGCGCAGCAUGAGAUUAUGUAAAGGGGCAGACACUGAAGGACUUGCAUGGAUUCAAGUACCCAGUGAGGUUCAAAAGAACCUGCUAGCUUCUGCUUCCAAACUCAGGAGAAGCAGCACAUCCAUCCUUAUGGAAUCUGAGAACAUUCACCAUAAACAACAAAAUCUCACCCAGUUUUCAGCACCAGGGAAGGAGAACAAUGACUCUGGUAAUCUUGCUGGUAGUCCUUACAGAAGAUGUAGGAGGAGAAACAUGUGUGUAUCCACACCUCAAGAAACAAGAACUUGGUCUCAAACCCGGAAAAGGAGCAUAACAAAUUCUGUAGCUAGGAAGGACAGAUGUAACCAUGAAGAAAUAGAAGUACCUCUUGAAAAUAACUCUAACGUUUAGCGAGGUUUCAGCGAUCUCUAAUUUUCUGAAGUGAAGACAUCAUCAGUUUUUCCCAAGACACAAACUCCUAAGGCAACUUGAAAGAAACUUCACUACCGAAGUGCUGUUCAUCACAUGCUACUUCAGAAACAUUACUGAAGUUAUCAAAACAGUUUCGUUGAUCUUUUAUUUUGGGGGUUGCUUUUGUGUCACAGUGAAAAUUCUAGAUUUGGAAACGGCGUAGUUCCUUGGGUCGAGUCUCGUUGUGAUAGCAGUACUUUGGCUUGCCGGGAGAGGGCAGUCUGACAUGAGUUUUUAUGGUUGUAACUGAAUUAGGAAAUAGCAGCAUAAUGUACAAAAUCUUUGAAGAGGUACUAGCUAAGGAUAAACUUAAAGUUCCUUGAGAUUAAAGCUAAUAGUAGCUGCUCCUUUUAACAUUCAAAAAGAAUCAAACCAGCAACUGAAGUAUGCGCUGAAAUGAAUCUGGAACAGUGAAAUGCUUACGCACUGUGUUCAGACACGACUUUCUAUAUGGAAGUCAUGUUGCAUUCUUAAACCCAGUAGAGCACUACGUUUGCAGCUGGGAUGGUAGGAAUUACCUAACAGCUUUUAGGUACCAAAUCUCGCAGUGAGUGAAAGCUUUGGAGACGGUGGGUGUCUGAUACUGAAUACUGGUUUUGGAAUAGUUAGGUCAAGUGAAGAGCAGUCCUGGAGGAAGAGGCAAUAAACAACUAUGUAUGAUACUAGAGGGCCUCAUCUAAAAUACUGCUUAAAAUGUGCUUUUUGGGGUGUUGCUGUCCUGUGCAUCAGCCACAGCAGCACUGGAAGAGAACCUUGGGGUUUCUUGAGCAGAUAGGCUAAGUGCACUUCAGAUCUGAAGUAUAAGUCAAGUCCAAAAUAGAAGAACAAGGGUAGGGAGAAGGAAACAGCUUGGAUUUUCCUCCUGGCACAGUUUGGUUGGGAAGCGUUGUUAGGAAUUAUAUGUGGAUGCUUGGAUGACAGUUUGCAUGGCUUGCAUGAGGGUGAGGUUGGAACCUACAGAGAAAUAGAGGUUGCAGUUAACAGGGCUUAACGUGGAGAGGACUUGAGAGGAGACAAGCCUUCAAUUAUACAGAAGGUUGUUGUAAGGGGGUGGGGAUAAUAAUCUGUUCUCCAUGUCUGUACUGAAUGGGACAAGAAAUAAUGUGUUUAAAUUAGAGAAAAAUGUCUCUGUUAAACAUUAAGAAAAAGUUCCAGCAGCAGAGAUAGUUGAGCAUGGGAAUACAUUGCCUUGGGAAGUUGUGGAAUCUCCAUCACUGGAGGCUUUUAAGAACAGAUUAAACAAAUAUCUGUCAGGAAUGACAUAUGAUCCUUCCUAGGGGUAAGGAUAGGGCCUAGAUGGCCUCUUGAGGUCUCUUCUGGCUGUGUUUUCUGAUUACUAGAGAUUAGGGUUGCAAGAGGUGAUUUGGGACUUGCAUAAUAGUUAAGACCCGAGAUAGAAUCUGUCAUGGAAUAGGGAGCUGGAGAAUUGCUAACACUGGGGCCCUUUAGCAUGGGAAGGAACUGGGGAAUUUGGGACAGAGCUCUUCAUGCAAGGCUAGCAAAAUGGUCUUAGUACUUUAAAUGUUCAGAUCUCGUGUGACUCGCUGCUUUUCCUCAGAGGAGUAUCUCUAUAGACUCCUGAAGUAGUGUAACCUACAACUUGGUGGCCAGACUGUUAUGCAGGGAGUGUGAACAGCAGAGUGAACAAUGCUGUUCCAUUUAUCAGAUUUGCUUUUCUAAAACGGAGUUAACAUUAACCUUUGAAUGACCAGCAACUUCACUAUCCCUAUUCAAUCGACAGAAGAACUUCCUGAAGUAGUCUGUUAUCUUCACUGCCACAUCAGGGUGUAGGACUUAAAAUAAAGGUACAUUGUGUGCAAGUGCAGACAGAUGUCGAGAUAUUUUGAGUUUGUGGUUCUACUUUUCAGCUGUCAGUUGCAGCGCUAUCUGAAGUAGAUUUUAAUGGUGUUCUGUCACAUUAGGUUAGCUUCCUCAUGCUAAUGCAACCUGCAGUUUUAUUUGCACCAAAGUACUUUUAAAAGAAGUACUUCACUAACGUUAAGUGCUGCAUUGUAUAGGCUUUAAAUGGCUUCAAGUAUGGUAAUAGCUCGCACUAAGUGUAUAUUGCCGAAUAAUUGCAUUUAGCAGAUUGCCAUGUAAUUAUCAUGCUCUGACUGAUGUAGAGGACAAGUGGUGGGUCCUAGAAAGACUGAUUAUUUUGCUGCUCUGUAAUUAUGAUGUCGUUAAUAAGUAAGAGUAAUUACAUAUCAUUUUGAGCUAUCCUAUGAAGUGCAGUCUUGAUACAUUUUCAGACAGCUGAGUAUCUGGCAGCUAGCAGUAAGGAGUAUUUCACAGUUGGAAUGGUCUUCACUUACACUUGCUUAACGUUAGUGAGCUGAAGACACAAUGAAUAACAAUACUUACACUUGAAUUUUUCAGGAAGUUUUAAAAGGAAAGUGAGUGUUUUUCAGGAAUUAUUUUAUGCCAAUAUUUUGCCAUAAUUAUGAGUCACGUAUGUUAUAAAUCUGGAGGCAAUAUGACCAAGUUUUCUCACAUAUGAAUUGACAGAAGAAAUAGUUUUCUCAACCAGACACUCAUGGUAAGCAGGGGAAAGAAAAUAAUGAGAAGGAUAUGUGCCUUUUUUUUUUUUUCUAUGAAAUAAUCAGCUGUAAAUAAAGUUUCACCUAGUCUUCAGCUAAAAUAAGCUGAAAAAUAAGAGAAAAAGAUCUCUACUUGCUUCUAAUUGGGCAACAGAAGGGGAUACUGAAACACCAAAUGUUGUGUAUAAAUGUCACUAUUGUCUGUUCAGCUAGUCUAGUUGCUGUUUGGAAAUGCACUAAAAUGUUUGUGCUCUACUCUUCCUCCUUCUCACUGAAUCCUCUGCCACUCUUACAGUUCACUUAGACGUUGAAAGACUUUAGUGAUGAACCGAUCUAUGCACGAGGAAGCAAACAGAAAAGCAUUGUUAGAUCUAUGUAGAAGGAAAUGGAGAGAGAGGGGAAAAAAGUGCCGUUGAAGUAUGCCAAGGAUAGCUUAAGCACACAGGAACAGGAGUGGGCAGUGAAAGAAAUUUUGUUUUCAAGCUGCUAACAGCCUUGUAACAUCACUUGUAACAUCAGGGUGAAAAAACCUGGACCUGGUAUCACCGUCCAUUAAAUCAACUGAGUUAUACCGAAGAUACUUCUGAAGCCAUGCUUCACUCUUGUCAUAAAUAACCUGCCUAUGUCAUGCAAAUGUUUGGACAAACAAAUGCACUUAGUUUCAUGUUCAGAAGCAUGGAUCUUGGUACUAUCUGCGUGAUAUUUUUACCCCGCUGCUAUCUGCUGAGUAUCUAGCUACAGAGGACUGGACAGUUUACGUUUGGGAAAAGCAAAGGAAUUCAUCUCCACACUUUUUGAGGCGACGCUGCAAUUUCGGAUUUCCCACUGAAAGGUAACCACGUAUUCCCUGCACCGCCAGAACGCGCCCUGCCUGCGCAUUUUAUUUGGAAGUUGCUGAACGGAUGGGACAGCGCUGGAGGCGAGAGCGAUAACCGAUCACAGGCGCAGGCUGUGCGUGUACAUCAUCAAGUCCUUAAGAGAGAGAUCACUUGGCUUCAGGGCUGGUUGCCCCGCUGACCUCCGAUGAUUGCUACUUCCUUGGUGGCACGAAGGGCGUGAAGGACCUGCAGUGUCGGGGAACCCACAGCCAUAGUUACCGGAAGGUUUCCUGUCUUUCAAGAAAGACUUUGCGUUCCUGAUUCCGUUCUGCCAACUGUUGUUCAUCCUGGCUCUUGGCUGAUUCUUCACUCUCCAUGUUUUAGGAGUUGACGUGGUUGUGUCAGAAAUAUGAAACAGCUAUAUUCUUCGUGACUGACAACAGCAACAUUUUAAGCUGCCUGGAACUGGUGCCAUUCCCAAAGGUUUUGAGGGGUUUUUGGGGGGUGGGUGCAUUAGAAGACGAGAGAUUUUCUGAUAACGCUGAGGCGGCUGCUCCUUUCCUUCUCCUCGUGCCCCAAACCAAACAACGACCCUAAUGGUAGGGUCCCAGCCUGACACCGGAGAGCCUUCUCCCUGUGUAUUAAGCACAUGCCUGCCCUUCUGUCCUCUAGCAAAGAAAACUUGCUUUCAGUCUUGGAGUGAUGCCCUCCUCCAGACUCUGCUGGGCUGGUGGCAGAGGCUGGCAAUGCUCCACAGCAGAUAUACACUCCCCAGAAGUCGUUAGGAUGGAACCUCCCAGCGGACAAAUUCAGGUAAAACUGUAAUACGCCACGGAAGGGAGAAGCAAAGCCUAAUCGUUUCGCCGGCAUUUCAUCCUGAUGCUGCAGCUUCACCUCCUUGUGCAGCAAAGAACAAGCGGGCUGAGGAAUACUGGCUGGAAUUCUCACCUCUAUUUCCACAGCUCAUCUAGAUGGCUUUGCUCUGUGGUUCUCUCUCUUUGUACGUACCCUCAUCUGUCCAUUUCCACCCCACCUCCACUCCCCUUUGGGGCUGCACUGUCAAAAGCCUAUUCCCAGCCUGUAUCGCUUUUUAUUGAAUGUUUGUGAGGUUUGGAUUAAGGUCUUACACUGCUAGCAAAGCUGUAAUUAUUUUUGCCUGUAUUACUAUAUAUUGAAUCGAUGUAACUUUUCAAUAAAGGUGGUUCAAUGCAGGACACUCCCUGAUGAGUUGGGAAUAUAGAAACCACAGUCAUUAUCCCAGAGGAUCUUUUUUUUUUCUUGGAGGGAAAUGGAAAAAGAAUUAGAGAUGAGCCUUAUUGUAUUAACCUUGACAGCUUGCAAUUAUCAACUGAAACACUUGAUUAAAAUUGUCACAAGGUUGGAGAAUUUUUUUAUAAAUAAAUAAUCAAACAUGGAUAGUACCCAGAUGCGAUGGUGAUGGGCACCUUUAACGGGUGUAAUUAAUAAUGAUCAUAAGCCUAGUGUAUACAAGUGGCCCUUGAAAAUGCUGUCUUUCUUUCCAGUGGAAAAGAACUCUCUGCCGUUCAAGCAGCCGUUUGGUCAGAGCUGCGCAGUGUCCUUGGCGCUGCACGGAUUUACACGUACGUGCACACACCCAUCUACUCUUCAGGUACUUCAGGUGCUUUGUUGGUGGCUACAUUACGACCUGGUUUAAAAACUGUGCUUUCGAGAGAAGAUGAGCGUUGAGCAUUUUCAGUCAUCGUCAUGUAAAACCUCUUGCUCUCUCAUCUGGCUUUCCUCCUUUGCUGCUAAGUUGCCAGCUGACUCCAAUCUUAUGGUUCUACAGCUCUCAGAAGAGAUGACCGAAGUGCUCCAGCGGUGCUGCUCUGAGCAUCUUAAAUGAACACUCCUACCCUGCAGUGCCCGAAACGUCCCUGUGCAGGAGCUGGCCCGCAGAAAUCCUUCUGUAUUUGGAUGAAAGUUUUUCAUUCAUCCAUUCCCGAUCGUCUCAAGCACAGACAGCCUUUGGCAUGCUUUAAUCACUGUCUAGGCUCUGGAAUCGUUCCGAUUCAGGCAGAAGCAUGCUGCUGAAAAUGGCCCAGCUAUUUUCACCUGGUUGGAAUCUCUGUUGGGAAGAAGAAUUUGCAUCUAUGGCUGAAAUAGUUAAAUAGUUAGAACGACCUGGCCUAACAAACCUUGGGCAGACGUGUUUGACCCUGCAAAGCAACCGCUGCCUUUGCUGUCAGUCACAGCGGUAAGUCCCAUUGUACUAAGUCCUGUAUCUGCUGAAAACUUCCUUAAAUAACAGUUGCAGCAUAUUAUUAUAGUUACCUAUCAGGGUGUUGAUGUACAAGGAGAUAGCCCACAAGGAAAGGGAUAUGGUUAAUAACUUCUGCAUCGGUUUUUCCAAUCCCAGGUUACUGCAUCUCUACAUGCAUAAGCGAUGUCAGUAAGUAAUCGUAACCUUAACUGACAGGUUAAUCCUGAACACCUCAAGAGUGGACUUUUGUCAGUAAAAGUGCAAGGAUGUGAGGGCUGGGUUUUUAGCCUUGAGAUUUUAUGUUAUACUUAAUCUUAAAUAAAUACUUAAUAUUAAAGUUUCAUUUUUAGAAUCUUUUAUUGAUUACUAAUUGGCAGAUAGAAUAAAAUAUGUUUUUAUUUUAGUUUAUAGAUAAUAUAUUAUUUUACUUUACCUAUUCAUAAAAGGUAUUAAAAAAAAAAAGAGAAAAUCUUUUCCUAAGCAGAUGGGGCAGACAUGGGUAGGUUAAGGAAAAGGAUCAGCUUCAAUAAAACGUCAGUUGUUUUUUUUUUAAUGUGUCCUUUUUCCGUCUCCCAGAAACAACGUGAGAGACUUUCUCGCUGAACCGGGUUGUGGUUAGCACUACCAUGGCAGGAAAGACGGAAGAGGAGAAUGGAAGGAUGGAAGAAGUGCUGGAGGAGCCAACUGUUGGACUUGAAGACAUUACUGCAAAAGGAAAAAAAAAAGCAAAUCCUCAUCAGAAAUGCCAUUAUGGAAGCUGGGUAAAACUGCUUUAAAAUGUCUGCCUUCUGAUUACUCAUUUUACUUCUUAAAGAUGAUCUUAUUCUCAUAUUGAGUCAGCUGGUUACAGUAAGUCUAAACUAGAGAGGUAGUUAUAUUUAAAAGUUCAGAAAAUUCUUAUAAAAUGAAGGGUGAGGAUAUCAGAAAAUGGUAAGUCAUCGAGGGAGGGGGAGAGAGCGUCAAUAUGAACAAACAGUAGACAGCAAUCAUUCCUGUGCCCUCCCCAGCUUUUUAAAAAUGAAGACUUCCUUGGCUGGAGUUGAGGGGGAAUGUUUUAAGCUGUUGCUUAGAUUUUAAUCUAAAUUGGCUUCUUCUU